Molecule: messenger RNA, 945 nt
Organism: Coccidioides posadasii C735 delta SOWgp
Lineage: Eukaryota; Fungi; Ascomycota; Eurotiomycetes; Onygenales; Onygenaceae
Molecular function (GO): 4-hydroxy-tetrahydrodipicolinate synthase activity
Source: RefSeq, a predicted model, not a curated record
AUGGUCCCUCGCGUCCCGCAACCGGGCAUCUGGUGCCCCGCAGUGACCUUCUUCGACCCCAAGACAGACACCCUCGACUUGGCCUCGCAGGAGAGGUACUACGCAUACCUGGCUCGCUCUGGGCUGACCGGUCUUGUCAUUCUCGGAACAAAUGCAGAGGCAUUCCUGCUCACGCGUGAAGAGCGUGCCCAGCUCAUCGCCACAGCCCGUAAAGCCGUGGGGCCAGAUUUCCCCAUCAUGGCCGGCGUAGGCGCCCAUUCAACGCGGCAGGUCCUCGAACACAUCAACGAUGCAUCCACGGCGGGAGCAAACUAUGUGCUUGUCCUGCCGCCUGCAUACUUCGGAAAGGCCACCACUCCUCCGGUGAUAAAAUCAUUCUUUGACGACGUCUCCUGCCAAUCGCCGCUUCCGGUGGUGAUCUAUAACUUUCCAGGCGUGUGCAACGGAAUCGAUCUGGAUUCGGAUAUGAUCACGACCAUCGCGAGGAAGAACCCCGACGUCGUCGGCGUGAAACUCACCUGUGCCAGCGUGGGCAAGAUCACGCGGCUCGCAGCGACACUGCCACCAGCAGAAUUCUCUGUCUUUGGUGGGCAGUCCGAUUUCUUGAUCGGUGGGUUGAGCGUGGGUUCAGCGGGAUGCAUUGCCGCGUUUGCAAAUGUAUUCCCAAAGACUGUUUCCAAGAUAUAUGAGCUGUAUAAAGCCGGAAAGGUGGACCAGGCGAUGGAGUUGCAUCGCAAGGCUGCGUUAGCGGAGUCGCCGUGUAAAUCUGGGAUUGCCACAACGAAGUACGCAGCUGCGAUCUUUUCAGCAAAAGCGGCUGGGAUUGAAGAUGCGGAGGAAAAGUUGCGACCACGCAAGCCCUAUGAUCCACCGAGUGAAGCGGCAAAGCAGGAAGUGAGAAAGGUGAUGGCCGAAGUUGCGGCGAUAGAGGCAGGCUUAUCCUAA